UAAGUUUGACAUCCGUAUAAAAUUGAAAGAAGCGCCAUCGGGAUUUGUGCAGUUUUAUGUUGAUAAUUUCUUUAGUGUAUUGAUUAGACGUGGAAAAUCAUUGUCAAAUACUAGUUUAUAAUAGCAUUCAAGUGCGUGUGCGAAAACAAUACAUUAUUAUCCAUUAUAGUGCCGUAAAUAAUUGUUUAAGUUUGUGACAGUUUGUUUUCAACCGUGGCGACUUUGCGAGGGAUUUCAGAAUAUUUGACAAUUUAAAAUGGCGGCCUCGUUUGAACUCAAAAUUGUAAGAGGGUUUUUGAUAUAUUUUGCGUGGUGUUGACCCAGAAAGUGUGGUUAAAGUUGCAGUGUAAAGUGAGAAAUAUAUUUACUUCAAGAUGGAUCACAAUUUGGACGACUCACUGAAUUUGGAUAGCGCUAUGGGAGUGGACUUUGAGCCUCCCGGAGAUGUUGUGGUCAGCCAAGCCGACAUCUCACUUGAUGCACACUCGCAUGAAGCCAACAUGCCAAUGGAGUUUGAAUCCAUUGAGGAGCAACCAAUGCUCAUGGACGCUGAGAGUGAACAAAUUAUUGGCUAUUCCGAUGACCAGUUAAAUCUUCAGGAUUUUCAGCAUGAUGAUGAUCACACUGGUGCCAACACAACUGUAGUCUCCAGUGAACAGCCUAUGUCGCAAGCGGAUUCAUUGCUGGACAUGCAGUUUGACCAGCAAGUAUUUACCUCCACAGCACCCGUUGAAAGCAAACCGCAGCAAGUGCAGCAGCCAAAGAUUAUUUCAGUCAAGGCUGCUCUACCGCAGCGCAUCGCAGCGAAGAAGGAGCCGGUGGUGGUGCACGCGAUGCCGCGGCAGGUGGCCAUCGCGCCGAAGCCGGUGGCGCGGUCGCUGGGGCUGAAGCCGCUGACGCCGGCCUCGGCGCGGCCGCCGCAGCUCGUCAAGAAGGUUUCCAUCGCCGGCGUCACGGCCGCUACGCAGGGGAAGACCGUUUUGGCUCAAAUAGGCAAGCAGCUGGUGAUGGUCCCCGGCACCAACCAGAAGAUCAAACUGGUGGCAGCCCCGAGUGGAGUUUCCAACAUACAGUACAUAAGAGCCAACCCAAAUGAUCAGGCCCAACUAAUUACUACCAAAAGCAUAUCUGGAGCAAAGCCAAUGCUAACAAAAUUCAUCAUACAAGGGCAGACGAGCGACCCGUCGAACCAGCCGGCGGUGAUCACGAAGCUGGUCUCGGCGGCGCCGCAGGCUCGCUUCGUCACCAUGACGCAGAAGACCGUGCCCAUCUCCAUGCCCAACAAGGUUCUCGUUGCAUCACCGACGAAACAGACGGUGCGGAUAACGAAAAAGCAACACAUCGUCGAGAUCAAAUCGCCCACCACCGCCAAACUCAUACCGACGUCACAAACAGGGGGCCCUAAGAAAGUGGUCAUUACGGCAACUCCUACACAAAACGUUAUUCUCAAAACUACCGCUCCGCCUAAAACUCCACAGGUCAAUAAGGACGGAAAUAUAACGGUCCAAGGUCAGAGAACUCAACUGCAUCAGAUUAACGUUCCAGGGAAAGGCAUCCAGUACAUCCGGCUGGUGACGAGCGGCGCGCACCCGGGCGCGGCGCCGGCGCGGCUCAAGCCGGCUGCGCCCAAGGCCGUCAUGCUCACCGACGCCAAAGGGAAUGUGCUUCAAAUGGCCGCCGAAAAGGUGCAAAGUGGACAACCCCCACCACUGGUCAUCUCCGGGUCCACUUCCUCCAUUAAUAUUAAUAAAUUGACGGCGCGGCCGCAGCAGAAGUUGGUGCGCAUCGCGCCCGUGGGGUCGGCGCCGGCGCUGGCUGCUACCCAGUCUACGAGCAGCGCGCGGCCCAUGCAGAGCCUGCUGGCGCCGCUGUCCCCCGCCCCGCCUCCCCCUCCCCCUCCCCCCGCCGCCCCCGCGCCGCCUCCCCCCGCCACCCCCGCGGCGCAGGACGAGGACGUCACGGACAGCAAGGCGGCGCUGCGCGACCUGCUGCGCGAGCCCCACCACCCCCACCACGACCCCGACCGGGACCGGGACCUGCACCCGCCGCAGAGCGCUGAAGUCGAGGUCGAGUUUGAGAGACAACGGAGUGAAGAAGAAUCCAGGUCCAACAGUCCCGAACCGACCCCAGAGUCCCUGGAGCCGCUUAUCGUCAUUCCCAACUAUCUCAAACAUCAGGAGAUACUACCAGAUGACUUCACUGUCAGGGACGAAAGGAACAGUUUCCACAACUUCGACAUGCAGUCCUUCAACUCGUACCAGGCACCGCCCACGCCGCAACCUGUCUCGGAGAGCGACCUAAUGUCAGCCGAGCUGGGGAUGCGGCCGCGCAAGGCGUGCAACUGCACCAAGUCGCAGUGCCUGAAGCUGUACUGCGACUGCUUCGCGAACGGCGAGUUCUGCCACCGCUGCAACUGCAACAACUGCCACAACAACCUCGAGAACGAGGAGCUGCGCCAGAAGGCCAUCCGCGGCUGUCUCGACAGGAACCCUAACGCCUUCAGGCCGAAGAUAGGCAAAGCGAAGAGCGGCGGUCCGGAGAUCGUGCGGCGCCACAACAAGGGCUGCAACUGCAAGCGCAGCGGCUGCCUCAAGAACUACUGCGAGUGUUACGAGGCGAAGAUCGCGUGCACGGCGAUGUGCAAGUGCGUGGGGUGCCGCAACGUGGAGGAGUCGCUGGCGCGCCGCCGCGACCGCUGCGACACCGUGUUCCGCCCGCAGGCGCUGCCCCACAUCAAUUUUAUGACGACGGAGGUGAUCGAGGCGGUGACGCAGUGCCUGAUCGCGGCCGCGGCCGAGCCCAGCAACACAGAGGUGGCGGUCGUCGACCCCGACCCGGUGCGUGACGUCAUCGACGAGUUCAGCCGCUGCCUGCAGGACAUCAUCAACGCGGCGCACCACUCCGCGCCCAUGCUGGACGAGAGUCGAGCGUGAUAUUCGAGAAGGGCGACGUAGUCGGAGCUAGCGGCCAUUUUAAAACGUGAUACUGUUUGUUAUUAGGAUAAGUGUGAGUGGACGCGAGUAAACUGUGAGGAUCGUGGUGUGAGUGCAUUAAACAUUACUAUAGACCGACAAGAAAUUGUAGAAAGUGGCAACAUCGUGUUGUCGUCCCUUUCAAAACAAUAUAAGAACGGGACGACACUAUGUUGUUGCCACUUUUUAAUUUCUUCAAUUUCUUGUCGGUCUAUAGUUUAGGCUACUAAUAUAGGCGAGCUACAGCCAGGCCGUUGACCACUAGUUGCGGUUCUAAACUAGCAGAAUUGAUAAUACCGGUUACAGAAACCUAUCGGUUUGGACGUACAUACUGUGUCUCAAGAUUAGAAGGUUGGCAUUGCACUUACCUGGAAGAUUAGGGUAAGGGUUAGUGCCCUUUUCCUCGCCGGGGGCGCAUUUGUACCGACCAAUCAUUACUGAAAUCUUAGAGGAUAUAACUAAACGGAGUAGCCUUUAACAGGCGUUCCCCUCUAUCGAAAAUAGGCGGCCAGUGGUCAUACACAAAUGUAUGGCUAUUAUUACGUUACGUAUACACUUGACGUGCCCCUCCUCUGCAUAAAUCGGCAGACUGUUUUGUACAGAAAAUUACAGACAAGGCGUCUUCGUUUGGUUAAGAUCCUCUAAGACAAUAAAGUGAACUAAUGAAAAUAAAACCUUUCCUGUAAGCCUGUAAGGGAGAUUUAUGUACCUAAAUGCAACGUUUUGAACUUUGCUUUACUUUUUAACUGAUACCAACAAAGCUUAUAAACGCGGCUGUUGUGAGUUUGUAAUCAGCCAAUGAACGAAUCAAUCAUGUAUAAAGAUAAAGUACGACUGGAUUAAAUCGCAUAAUUUUGAAUCAAAGUAUGUAUACAAGUUUAAAACUUCUGCUGAUUGCUUAGCGAUUGGGUUUUAUUGAUUGUCACUUGAAGACUGCUAUGGAAUUUUGUAGUGUAGACGCAAUGAAAUGCAUUAUUACUUGUAACUUUGUAAAUAUUAGUAAAAUAAAGCUGUAGGCAAAUAUCAGAUUUUUAUUUUGCAUUUUUAAUGUCUAUAAAAUAAACCUCAUCUUGAAUAUUAUGGAAUAUAAAUGAAUGUUUUGUAUAGGCCUGUUUGUAAAUACCUACUAGCGAUAAGAACUAUUUUAUACCUUUAGACUAAGGUAAUAAAUGUUUAUAGAAAUAAUAUAAUAAAUGCAAUGUUUAUAU
Cydia fagiglandana is the source of this 4180-nucleotide messenger RNA. RefSeq names its product protein lin-54 homolog. Gene Ontology annotation, biological process: regulation of DNA-templated transcription. Gene Ontology annotation, cellular component: nucleus. NCBI's taxonomy places the organism in Eukaryota, Metazoa, Arthropoda, Insecta, Lepidoptera, Tortricidae. The record is from RefSeq and is a predicted model, not a curated record. The transcript has 22 exons. Bases 375 to 2933 code for a protein of 852 amino acids.